Molecule: messenger RNA, 609 nt
Organism: Fusarium odoratissimum NRRL 54006
Lineage: Eukaryota; Fungi; Ascomycota; Sordariomycetes; Hypocreales; Nectriaceae
Exons: 2
Coding region: 1-609 (202 amino acids)
Source: RefSeq, a predicted model, not a curated record
AUGGCGUCUUCUACCAAUCGAGCUAUGGCCGAAGUGGAGAUCAGGUCUCUCCUCGUUCGCGAGCGAUACUAUCGUGAUACAAGCCAGUGGAAUAAAUUGCGAGCUUGCUACCACCCAGAUGCUUCUAAAACAAAUAUUGAUAUCUCAUGGUUCCAAGGUGACAUCGAUGGCUUUGUUAUCGGCUCGCAAGGCAUGGUCACCGGCGGUACGGGGGCUAUGCACACAAUCUGUCCCAUUGAUAUCCACUUGAAUGGGACGAGGGCACUUUCUGAAUCAACAGGGUCAAUCUCCAUCCGUUUCCAGCACAGCGGUAUAGAAUAUGACUGCGUUUCCUUUACUCGGUUUAUAUCGUGCCUCGAGCUCGUGCGCGACGAGUGGAAGCUGUUAUCUCUACAAGCGAUCUAUGAUCGGGACACUAUUGUGCCAGUCGUGCCUCGAGAGUUGCAAGAUGUUUCGUUCGUACAGGAUGCAAGGCAGAGCUAUAAGUGUAUUGAUUGGGCUCUGUCUCGGAAAGGGUUCAAAAUUAAGCAAGACUUGCCAGGGACAGAUAAACCUGCUAUGUGUGAAAGGUUGAUGAAGGAGAGAUUGGACUGGCUGAAUAUGCAGUAA